AUGCAGAGCGAAAAUUUUAAAAAGGAAACAAAUGUAUUACGGAGUAUCACUCAAGCGAGUGAUGCUAUUCGUCGUAAACAUAAAAUGAUGAAAUUGGGUAGAGAGACCACUGAAAGAACUAUGAGUGAAGUACUCAAACCAGUAAUAACACCUCUCGAGAAAUUAGUGGAUCAAUCGGUAACGAAGGAAUCUCUAAAUAAAAAGAGGAAAAAAGGCAAAACCGCUGAUACUUCUAUUCUAAAAUCGGAAGAUACGGAUGAUGAUGAUGAGGAUAAUUCAUCCCAAUAUCAAUCCGUAGAUGAUUUUCCAUUUGAUCCAAAAACACCAUCUACGAGUACGCCUAUGAAAAAAAUAACCCCAAUAAAGACCAUGACUCCAGCUGAUCGUAUUCCAUCCACUAAGUCAGAAUCUCCUGUAGCCACACAGAAUCUGCUUCGAAUGUAUCUGGAUCGAUAUGAUACAGAGCAUGGAAAGAAGGACUUUGAUAAAGAAUUCGGUGUACGUAUGUUGAAGCACGAUAUGAAAAUCGGUGAUUCUGUGGUCAAUUUCCAUGGGAAUUCAAUGACUCUUAAAGGUCAAGAAUAUACAUUAACCCCUGGUCUAAUUGAAUUGAUCUUUAAAAAGUCACCCAACAUGACUCUCAUAACCGAAACUGAUAAGCAUACCUAUGGUGACAUAAUACGGAGUACAAAUGCCGAUCGCAUGUUUUACAAAUCUGGUGGACCUUUAAGAACAAGUAGCACAUUGAAAUAUAAAAACAUUAUUACAAACCUCAUCGAUACCAAAACUGGACGAGCACUUCCUCGUCAUAUGAUCGCAUCAAAGAAACCUAGAAAAAUGGAUUACGUAUAUUGGGAUGAUCCCAAUGAACUUGUGGAUAGAUUGCGACUGCUCAUGGCGUCCCAAUCAGCUGGGAAUAUGAGUCAUACCAAUGAAAUUAUGUCAAUAUUGGAGGAAUUACGGGAGGCUAGGAUUAUUUAUUAG
Molecule: messenger RNA, 984 nt
Organism: Diachasma alloeum
Lineage: Eukaryota; Metazoa; Arthropoda; Insecta; Hymenoptera; Braconidae
Exons: 1
Coding region: 1-984 (327 amino acids)
Source: RefSeq, a predicted model, not a curated record